AUGCCCCUCCGUACCCGCUACCUAACCUGUUUCUACUGCGGCCGCCGCACCUCGACCCGCUGGGACCGCUCCAUCCGCCGCUUCGACUGCCCUUCCUGUGAAGCAACUAACUACCUUGAUGAAAACGGCGACAUCACCGAUCCCCCCGUCGCGACGGACACCGAAGCUACCCCGAAGCGUCUUGCAAUUGCGCGUCCCUCAUCCCCCAUGGGAAGCCCCACGAGCGAACGCAUCUUUUGCGACACCUGUCUUAAGAACCAACAUCUUCUGAGCGCGAGCUUGGCUCAAUACCUUCCCGACCCCGAUGAGCCAGACUAUGCCGAGCGCGAGGCGAGUUUAGCCGAGUUUCGUGCUGCGCAGGAGAGGUUGUAUCCACAGAUAUGUCCGGAGUGCGAGCCGAAGGUACGCGCUCGGCUGGGGAGGGCAGAGUACACUGCAAAAACGGAUGCGCUGCGGCGCAUGGUUGAUCGCAGCGCGGCUGUGCGAAAGGAGGUCAUGUCGCGAAGAUGGUUGGAGAUGCCGCAUGCGCUGGGAAAGAGGUUACGGGAGAUUGGGUUCGUCUUGCAGCUUGUGUGGCAUGCGGCCGUGAUGAAUGGGCUGUUGUUGGCGUAUCUUGUGUGGGCGGGCUUGGGGGAGGGGGUGUUUACGAUGAGGGUGUUACGGGUGUUUGCGCGGGUGUUGGGUUGGUUGCCUGCGCCGGAGAGGUUGCUGAGCUGGAGUGUGUGGUCAGGGGUGAUGGGGGUUUGGUGGAAUCCGCGGUUUGCGCAUACCAUGCAGGGGUUUACGAAGCCCGUGGAGGGUGUACCGAUGUGGUAUAUUUGUCAGGUUGUGGCGAUUGGGUUGCGGGUUUGGUUGCAGAGGCUGGAAUUGCUCGCUCUGGCGGACCCUUUCUUGAUUAACAAGCAGUUCUUAGUCCAUAUGGCUGCUGUACUAAUCGCCAUUCUCAUCUUCAUCCUCUCCCCACGCACAAUCCACCCCAGCAAAGCGCCCCUGUUCGGCAACACCAAACCUCGUCGUCCGAACAAACUGCAUAAAUCCCCCCCUCGCAGACGCGCCGGCACUCGCAAAGCCCAACCCCGCGGUGUCGACACCCGCCCCGACGAGCUCAAAUCUAUGGCCGAACUCCUCGACGAAAUUUCGCGCUCCCCCACCUCAACCAACAACCCCCCCAGCCCAGUCGAAAUGUCCCCCGCCAUCUCACGUACCCGGCCCCAGCCCCCCAUGGGCCACGCACACACCCUCGCCGCGCAGAACAUCACCGCUUCGCUGCAGAGGAUUGAUUCGCUGAAUAUUUCGCGUUCCUCUCCGGGGACGAACUCCUCCCCCUUUGUUAACGGGGAUUAUGGAUCGGGAAGCGACGAAAUGGACUGGACACCCACCCCAUCUACGUCAUUCAUUUCGCCCUAUCGGGCGUUUAAUACUCGUGAUCAGCGCCCUGCCCAGCCAUUUGGUGCGGCGCCGACAAAUCCAGACAGCGGCAAACCCUUCUGGUAUCGUGUCCCUCCUGCGCCGACGACACCCGCCCAAAGGGCAUUCAACCCCCCCAACCAGCCCCGGUUGCGGCCUAGCCCGAUAGAUAAGGAAGAGCAGGGAAAGAGGAUGAUAAGGUUUCGUGGGGCGGAUGGUACUGUGCUUGCGAGGGAUGUGAACGGAGGAGGUGAUAAUAAUAAGAAUGGAGAGGGGGAUGUGAAGUUUGCGGAGCCGAGUUUUUUCGCAGAGAAUGUGGUUCGACGGGAGGACCCGAGGGAUGGGCUGACAGGGUUGUUUGAAGGGUCAUUCAGAUUAGAAGAGAAGGAGGAGAAGUCAGGGGGGUGGUUGAGGAGGAUUGGGUGGGGGGGCGGGGAGAAGAGGGAGUAG
Molecule: messenger RNA, 1857 nt
Organism: Thermochaetoides thermophila DSM 1495
Lineage: Eukaryota; Fungi; Ascomycota; Sordariomycetes; Sordariales; Chaetomiaceae
Exons: 2
Coding region: 1-1857 (618 amino acids)
Biological process (GO): nuclear inner membrane organization
Cellular component (GO): nuclear inner membrane; mitotic spindle pole body; chromosome, centromeric core domain
Source: RefSeq, a predicted model, not a curated record